UAAUAUUUAAUAUUGUUUAAAUAAUUAACAUAGUCAAGAGACUGCAAAAGGUUGUCUCUGAUAUAGCUCUUUCUCUGUAUGUAUAGCUCCAUUGAUGUUCUGGUGAUUCGUCAACAUGAAUUCUAAUGGAAAAAAAAUAUCCUUCUUAUUCAAUAAACUUUCCAAGAAACCAAACGCUUUUAGUUCGAUUCCAAAGGAAGAUAAAUCUGUAGAAUUCAUAGACUGUUUGGAAGGAACAGAAAUAAAAGUUAAAAAUGCAAUUGAAAAAAUUGAAAAAGCUCCUUUGGUUAUUCCAAUUAAAGGUGAUGCAAAUAAUAUAGUUAGCCAAAUUGAACGUGAAAGUCUCAAAAAUAAAAAAAUUAAAACGGAAACAAGUAGUGAAGAUUUGAGGCCUGAUUCUGAAUUGACAAUCGAAGAAUUAGCAGCAAGACAGCUUUUGAGGGAGGCUCGAAAUAAAUUGGAGCAAAAUAAAGAUACUACUAAAAUACAUACUCUUCCUCUUGAGGACAAUGCAGCUGUUCAAGAUGGUAUAGAACCAUCCAUGGAUGAUUAUGAAAGUGUACCAAUUGAAGAUUUUGGUCUAGCAUGUUUGAGAGGUAUGGGAUGGAAAGAAGGAAUGUCAAUUGGAAAAAAUCAAUCUAAAUGUGUUAAACCUCCUGAACCUAAUCUUAGACCUAAGGGUUUGGGCUUGGGGGCUCAAAAAAUUCUAGAUAUACAAAAUAAAGAUGUUUUUGAUAAAAAUGGUAAAAAGUUAGUACUGGCUAAAGGAGUUUUUGCUAAAAUUGUUGCUGGAUCACAGAAGGGAAAGUUAUGUGAAGUACAAUUUUGUGAUGAAUGGUCUGGAAGAGUUGCUGUUAAACUAAAUAAUACAGAUGAAAUUGUGACCCUCAACGGACUAUUCCUUGUACCGAUUACUAAGGAAGAUUUUAUUCGGGAAUCAAAAGUUAUCAAUAAUGCAAAAUUUGAGCAAUAUAAACUAAUGGAAGAAAAUAAGAGAGGUUCUUCUCAUGACAAAAUUUUUAUUGAUGGGGAACCAAAAUCUUCAGAAGAAAUAUAUGAGAAUAGAGCUGGUACGUCCCAAAUAAAGAAAGAAGAAGUUUCAACUCCUAAAUAUGACAGGAUGAGAGGAGAUCAAACUAUAAUAAAAGCAGAACAUUCUUCUGAUGAAGAUAUUUCUGUUAAAUCCGAAUCUGGAAUUGAUAAAUAUGAAACUGUAAAGAAGAAAUUAAAAGAUUCAAGUACUAAAGAAUUCAAUCGAGAAUCAAAAUAUGAUUAUGAAAGAACCAGAUCUAAAGAAAAAUACAUUGAUCAGAAUAUGUCAAAAUAUGGGAAAGAUUCAAAAGACUGUAAUACAUCAAACACAAUGAAUGAAUCAAGCACAAGUGAUUCUUCAGAUGAUUCUGAUAAAAGGAAGCAUGCAAAACCUGAAAAGAGCAGAAGUAAACCUGAAAAAUGGCAUUCUGAAAGGAGAAAAUCAAAAACAAAGAAUGCUAGCAGAUCGGAAGAAUCACCUGAUGAAUAUGAAAGGAAGAAAUCGAAGAUAAGAAAUAGGAGUAGAUCAAGAAGUUCUUCAAUAGAGUACGAUAGAAAAUACAGAGAAAAAACUUAUAAAUAUAGGAAAGAUUCUAAGGAUAACAGGAGAGGAAGAGAUUAUUCAGAUGAUGAUUAUGAAGAAAAUAGGAAUUCAAGAAAAUGUAAUAAGAAUGCUACUAGCAGAUCGGAAAAAUCACCUGAAGAAUAUGGAAGGAAGAAAUCGAAGAUAAGAAAUAGGAGUAGAUCAAGAAGUUCUUCAAUAGAGUAUAAUAGAAAAUACAGAGAAAAAACUGAUGAGUAUAUGAAAUAUUCUAAAGAGAAGAGGAGUGGAAGAGAUUCUUCUCGUUAUUCAGAUGAUGAUUAUGAAGAAAAGAAGAAUUCAAGAAAAAGUAAUAAAGACUCGAGAGAGGAAAUCCAAAGGGAUAAAAAUACACAAAAAAGCAAAAAAAAGAAGAGCCAUAAAAAGAGAAGGGAUAGUUCUUCUGAGUCAGACUAUUCAAAAGAAAAAAUAAAGCAUAAAUCAAGACAUUGAGAUCUAAUAAUUCAUUGCUCUUGUGAAAAUGUUUCAGGCUGUUACUCCUUGGAAAAUAUGACCAAUGAGCUUGAAACUGAUAAGAUUUCUAUAUUUUGUAAAUAUUGUACAUCUGAUAUUCUUUUGUUUACCAUUUCUCUUUUUUGAAAUAAAUAUCAGUUUUGUA
Messenger RNA from Coccinella septempunctata (seven-spotted ladybird), 2231 nucleotides. RefSeq names its product G-patch domain and KOW motifs-containing protein homolog 1. NCBI's taxonomy places the organism in Eukaryota, Metazoa, Arthropoda, Insecta, Coleoptera, Coccinellidae. Gene Ontology annotation, cellular component: spliceosomal complex. The record is from RefSeq and is a predicted model, not a curated record. Gene Ontology annotation, molecular function: nucleic acid binding. The transcript has 6 exons. Bases 116 to 2065 code for a protein of 649 amino acids. Gene Ontology annotation, biological process: mRNA splicing, via spliceosome.